AGUUCAAAGUGCGCAUGCGUAAAGUUGCUCCACAUGAUCCACGUUUCUUCGGCUGUCAACAACAGAUACAUGCCGGACUCUAACCACCAUGUCUGGAAGGCUGAGCUUCAGAAACAUCACUGCCCUGGCCCCAAUGGUCCGAGUGGGGACUCUGCCCAUGAGGCUGCUGGCUCUGGACUAUGGAGCUGAUGUGGUCUACUGUGAGGAGCUGAUUGACAUUAAAAUGGUCCAAUGUCAGAGAGUGGUUAAUGAGCUGCUGGACACAGUCGAUUUUGUUGCUCCUGACGACAGAGUGAUGUUCAGGACAUGUGAGAGAGAGAAGGACAGAGUCGUCUUUCAAAUGGGCACAGCUGACCCAGACAGAGCCUUGACUGUGGCAAAGCUUGUUGAACACGACGUGGCUGCAAUUGAUGUAAAUAUGGGCUGUCCCAAAGAGUACUCCACAAAGGGCGGAAUGGGAGCGGCCCUUCUCUCAGAUCCAGAUAAAAUUGAAUCAAUUCUCAGAAAAUUGGUUGGAGGAGUAAAUAAACCGGUCACAUGUAAAAUUCGCAUCCUGCCCUCGCUGGAAGAUACAAUUAGUCUAGUUAAACGUAUUGAGAAGACUGGUGUAGCAGCUAUUGGUGUACAUGGCAGAUUCAAAGAGGAGCGUCCCAGGCACCCAGUUCACUGUGAUUACAUUCAGGCAGUAGCUAAGGCUGUUUCUGUUCCUGUCAUUGCCAAUGGUGGCUCUCUGGACCUGGUGAAGACUUAUGCAGAUAUAGAGGAGUUUAGAAAAGCUUCGGGGGCAUCGUCCGUGAUGUUGGCUCGAGCUGCCAUGUGGAACCCCUCAGUGUUCAGCCCCAAAGGCCUGUUACCAGUGGAGACGGUCAUGGAGGAGUACCUCAAAUAUGCCAUCAGAUAUGACAACCACGCCUUCAACACAAAGUACUGUCUGUGUCAGAUGCUUCGGGACAAAGUAGAGACUCCCCAGGGAAAACUAGUCCAAGCGGCCCAGACUAACGCGGAGUUCAGUGUGGCGUAUGAACUACAGGAGUACUUCCAGAAAGUGCAGGAGGAGCAGCAGGCCAAACGGAACGCCCUUCAGAGUCACUGCCUCCAGGACCGGCCCAUAAUGGAUGGAGAUGUGCUCACCAUGGCGGUCAAGUUUGAGAGGAGAGAGUAUCCACCCCAAAUUACGCCAAAGAUGUUCCUUCUAGAGUGGAGCCGCAAAGAGAAAUUGGAACAACCCUCUUACGAGACGGUUCAGCGGACUCAGGACAGAGCAUUUCAGUCAACAGUGACUGUAGCAGAGAAGAAAUACAGAUCUUCAUUAUGGGAGAAGUCAAAGAAGUUUGCAGAACAAGCUGCUGCUAUAGUUUGCCUGAGAGUGUUGGGGAUACCAGAGGGACGAAUUGGAGAAGAGGACUCUGGUCUCGUUUGUAAAAGGAAGAGGGAGAUGAAAGGAAUUAAUGGUUCUGAUGAAGAGGGCAGCAAAAAGCGCCAUCUAGUGGAUGGUCAGGAAGAAAUUAAAACUACAAAGACAGAGUCUGUCACAAAUGGGGACUGUCACACACAAAAUUCAGAGCAGACCAAGAGUUAGGACUAGGAGGCUGCCAGGGACUGCACUGAACAGGACUUUUAAGUAUAGACUUAUGUCAAUUAUUUUAAUUUUUAGUUUCUGUGAUUAUUUGGACUUAAUUUUAAUGAAAUUGGCACUUAUGAAUGAUUGUCUUGGUUGGUGAUAACAACUAAUUAUUUUGCCAAUUGCAGUGGUGUAAAUUUAGAAACGGAUCAAACAUAAUUUUUUGUAUUCAACUGAAAAACUUUUAUAAUUUAUAGGGAAAGUGCCUGGGGAAACCCAUUUAGUAAUGAAUGGGUUGCAAAAUAUUUGAAAUGAUUCAUUGAACUUUGAAAAUAUGGGUAAUACAUUUCUGAAAACCAGCCAAAAUGCCUUAUGCUUUACUUUAUUUAUAUUAUGUUAAACUGGAAUACAUCUGUUUGUCCCAUUCAUUGAUGAAGAUAAUUUAUUUUUCUUAUAAGCAUUUCAGUACAUAUCUCAAGAUACUGGGAUGGUUUGUUUUAAUAUGGUUACAACUUCAUGUUUUCGGCUUAUUUAAGCAUUUAUGGGAAGCUGUAAAAAUUACAUCCAAGUAGUUAUUUAUUAACAAUCAACCAUUACCUCUUACAGUUAAAGUUGUUUUACUUGGUUUUUUUCUUUGUUUUUUUCCAAAUCCAUUCUUUCUGUAAUUUAUAACUUUGGAAAGCAAAGCAUGUUUUGUUUAUUUUAUUAUCCGUUAUAAAAUAAAUGCUGCAUGAUAUUAAAAUGUUUACUCUGAU
Messenger RNA from Periophthalmus magnuspinnatus, 2316 nucleotides. RefSeq names its product dihydrouridine synthase 2 (gene dus2). Gene Ontology annotation, biological process: tRNA dihydrouridine synthesis. The coding region runs from base 89 to 1579 and encodes 496 amino acids. The transcript has 16 exons. Lineage: Eukaryota; Metazoa; Chordata; Actinopteri; Gobiiformes; Gobiidae. The record is from RefSeq and is a predicted model, not a curated record. Gene Ontology annotation, cellular component: cytoplasm. Gene Ontology annotation, molecular function: tRNA dihydrouridine synthase activity; tRNA binding; flavin adenine dinucleotide binding.